AGCCCUUGGGUCCUGGAGGAGGGGUAGUGGGGACCACGACAGGCCCCUGAUGAAGUGAGCAGCUUGCAGCCUGGGGUCGCCUGCUGUGUCAGGAGAGAUCUCCGUCCAUCUGGGAGACCCGGAUGCUGGGUCCCCAUCCUUUGAGGAGUCUCUGCCUUCGCUGACCUCUGUCCUUCCACACCUGCUUCCUGGCAUCCUUGGCUGGGGCUGUGUGCUCGGCCCCCGGGGUCUGAAGACUUGGGGUAAAGUGGACUCAGCCCUGCGUUUGCCCCAGGCUCCAGCCCAGGUGCCCAUUCCAGCCUUCUCUCCACUGCCCCCUCUGGACCCUUUCCUGAGUUCCGGGGGUGGAGCGCCCUUGGUCCUGCUGGUCCUUAGCUCGAGGUUCCUGCCUCAGAGUGACAUUUGCACGGGCUAUCCUGGAAGAGGCCGGAUGGCCCUGUCACCCUCUGCCCAUCCAGUAUCUAACUCUGACACAGUGCUGUGUGCCCCAGGCAACCUGUGCCCUGUAGACGGCAGCUCAGAUGCUCCGGGUCCGGGUUCUGAUCCGAUCUGGUGUGCGGGCCCAGCACAAGGUGCUCCAGGUCCCAGAUGUGCUGGGAGCCCCUCCUGCGGCCAACCAUCCAGAGAAACCGCUGCACCACCGGCAGCGCAGUGCUGGGCAGAGGCCAGCGCUGAGGGGCCUGCUUGCUGCUGGGGUGGGGUGGGUUUCUGGGCCUUGGUGAACCUCGGCACCGGCAUGGAGUCCGGGCAGCGCUGUGCACAGCUCUCCUCGGUCUGGCCGAGUCGCUGCAGGCCGGCUGGAGGAGGCUGGGCCUGGAGGACGCGUUCCCUCGGGAGGCCGGGUCCAGGGCUCAUUUCCUGGACGGCUCCUGGCAUCUGCUGGCCUCUGGCUUCUCGGGGUGCUUGGAAGCGCUUUUGAGGAGUGAUGAGGUCAAGGGGUGCCUGGGGGUCCCUGGAGGUCAUGUCCAGGGAGGUGGGGACACCCUAGAGGUCCUGAGCCUUGCUGGGGACAGGGCAGCUUCCUGUGGGCACGCAGCCUGCCCAGGGGGCUGGCCCGCCGCUCCAGCCAUCCCCACGCACCGCCAUCCCCGCCUCGGGCCCACGGAGGCUUCUGGGCGCUGUUCUGCGGCUGCCUCGCUACUCCUCCGCCUGCCAGGCCAGAGGCUCAGCUAGGACAGGACGCUCCCCGCUGCGCCCCAGACCUGUCUCCCUGCGCACAGCUGGCUCGGGUUGGCGGCGGAUGCGCACUGUGCUCCUCUCCAGGGGGACAGAGACCCGAACCCUUUGUCUGUCUCAGCCAGAGCCGUGAGCACCUGUGCAGAAGCAAGGGGCCCAGGGAGAGGAGCAGCUCCAGCCACGCCAGGCCCAGGAGGAUCCAGAGGCCGGCCAGGCUCCGGUACACCGGGAUGUAGUGCUUGCUGGGGUCCGUGCCUGCCACAGGAGGGACAGCAGGUGUCUGAGGGCCCAGCCACCCCCAGGUUCCCAGGGCCCCCAUCGUCCAGGUCCAGCAGGGUCCCCGGGGAAUGGCCAUGGCCCGGACCAGAGACUCCUGAGCAGGUCGCUGAGAGCCACUGUUGCCUGGAAACGUCCUCGGCUGCUCUCUCCCCACCCGGAAUCCCAGUGGGUCUCCCACCCGAGAUCCCUGCUGUCUCCUCCUCACCCACAACGUAGUCCCCGAAGCCGAUGGUGCUGAGAGUGAUGAAGGCAAAGUAGAAGCCCUCGCUGAGGCUCCAGCCCUCCACGUGGCUGAAGGCCACGGGCGGGAUGAUGAGGAUGGCCAGGGUCCCCAGGGUCAGGCCCAGGCCCAGGCCCAGGACCUGCAGGAGCUGGGAGGGGAGCAGCCCUGAGCCCACCUGGAAGGCUGCAGCGGGGAGACCAGGUGCCUGCCCCGCAGACCUUGGGGUGGGGCCUCAUCCAUGGGCGUGUGACCUGGCCGGCCAGGGUGACAGCCACAGGCAGAGGCUGUCAGUGGGACAGGAGGGAUCUGAAGCCCCCUCGAGGGUCACGCUUGAACAGGCUCCCGGGGGACUCAGAUCUAGGCAGGAAGUCACUGAACUGUCCCAGGUCCCGCCACACCCGUCCCCCAGGGGGCGGGGCCUAGGGGCAGCUGGGUGGCCUGGUUCUGUUUUGACCACAUGGAAGGACACCGGAGCUCUGUGAUGACCACAGUGAUGCAGGCCCAGAUUCUCCGGCCAAGGGCUGCAGGCCCACGCUCAGCUCCGUCAGGGGUCCUUCAGCUGCAGAGCCCUGGCACAUGGCAUCCCCUUCCCUGGAAGGCUUGGCCCAGUGCCCAGCUGAGGCACGGAAGUCUGGCCCCUGGGCCACUGCAGUCACGCCGAUGGCCCUGUUCACGGCAGAGCUCCAGGCGGCCCCACCUCGUCCAUCCUGCCCUGAGACCCAGCCUUGCCCCUGCCCCAUCCCUCCACUGCCCCUUCUCUCUAUGGCUGUCUCCCCUUCCGCCCUGCACCCCAAGCUGGCCUUGGCCCGGCGCUGAUCGGGGCUGGAGGGCGGGAGGCCCUACCUGGGAGCACUGGGGCUGCUCCUCCCGCCUCUCCAGGGUGGCCAGGUGGGUGCGCAGGCCUGUGCCCAGGUGGUUGAGGAAGACCACGUUGAGUGGGAUGCCCACGAGGGCAUAGAAGACACAGAAGACCUGGCCCAGCCCGGUGCUGGGUGCGAGGUUCCCGUAUCCUGUGAGGGAGGGAAGUUCAGACUCCAGCCUCAGACUCUAGCAGAGGCCCCUUGCAGAUGACGCUGCCUCCACGAAGCCCUCCUGACGUCUGCUUCCUCCUCCCGCUGGCCCCUGCCCACAGCCGACUGCCCACCACAAGGCCGCGGCUCUGUCCCCGAGGGUCCAGGACGCCGGGAGGCAGUGCUCUGGGACCAGCUCUCAGCAGCCAGGCCCGAGUCAGACCUGGAGGCCGCAUCCUCGCCCUCGGGCCCUGCCGAGCUGGGCUCUGCCUGUCCCGAGGGCCCCGAGGGUGUGGGCCCAGCCACCUGCAGGUACCCCGUGCGGCCCAACUGGUUCCCUGUCUUGCCCGUCUCACCUGCCCGCUCCCCGCCUGUGCUUCCCUCCUCCUCCCUGGAUGGGCCCCGUCCCGUGCCAGCCUCUGCUCCCAGGGAGCCCGACUAAGACGGGGCCUCGGGAGCCCCCUUGUCCCGCAGCCGUUUACCUAUGGUGGUGAUGACCGUGCCUGCAAAGAAGAAGCUGCUGCUGAAGUCCCAGUUGCUGGGGUUGGUGGAGUUGCCUUUGGGGUUCACGCCUGAUCCUCCUGUGUCAGCCUCCCGAGUGCUGAGAUUACAGGCCUACAUCACUAUGCUCAGCUUUUUGUUCUGCCUCCUGCCUGACUUCCCCUGGCAAGCAAGGGGCUCUCUGAGGCUCAGGACUCCGGGACGGGACGUCCUUCUUCCCUGGGAAGGCCCCAGGGGCUGCAGCCAGGCCUAUGGCCCCCUCAUCCUCAUUCACAGAGCUGGUCGGAGCCCAGUGACCAGCCCUGCCUGCUUCCUGCCUGCUUCCAGCCCUGGUUCUCCUGUAGCCCAGGCUGAGGGAGGAGGAGGAGGUUCCCAGGCUCUGCCUUACUCUCUGCCUCUGCCCUGCUGUGGGGUUGUGGACCCAACCCGGCCUGCACUGUCCACCCCUUACUGGUUUGUGACCCUAUCUUCUCUGGAAACUCACGCUCCUAAUUAGGGCAGGUGUCUCUAAAACGGCAAACUACAAUUGGGUUAGGCUGUAACAGUCAUGUUUAAAGGAGGAAGCCUUGCUAAGAAAACCAAUAAUCAAGAGAUCUAAGCCACCGCUUUCCAAUUCUUUGAAAGAGAGUGAGAGCAGACACCAAAGAGUGAGUUGGAAGUACAGUGAACUUCAAGUUACGCCCAGCCUGACAUAUGAACAACUUGGGUUAAUUAGGUUAAUGGUAGAUUCAUCUGCCUCUUGUUGUCUAUAACAUGUACCCAGGUAAACAUCCAGAUCUCAGCUGAAUUGACCUAUAACCAAUGUGAGUUACAAACAACCCUUGAGAACCGAUGAAGUUCAUAAGUCAAGGGUUCACUGUAGAUGGAAUGAUUCUCAGCUUGGAAAAGAGGGCACCUCUAGAGAUGGAUAGAUUCAAAUAAUGGCUCAGAGAAAUCUUGUCCCGGGACCUAGGGUGAAGAAGCCUCUGAGACACUUGUGUUCUCUACCCAAUCACCUAUGCGACCUUCCUUAGCAGCAAGACAAGGCUAUGCUUUAUUCAAAGUCUAAUCUAGAAUUUUAUGUCUCUGAAGCUCACAGGUUAAACUUAUACCCAUCCCCUAGCAGCCACAGUUCACAUUCACCAGUUUUCUGUGCACGUAUGAAAGAAGAGAGAGGCGGAGCUUUUCCCCGGGCGGCCCCCAACCCCUUCACCUGGCAUGUGACUUGGCUCCACUUGAUGCGACUACCCCCUCGGGGAAGUGCGGUCACCCUGUCUUCCCGGCCCUCCUAAAUCCCUCCCUGCCCAUUCUGCCCUCCGUGGCUGUUUCCUCCCCUUCCCACUCCUGGCUCCCAGCUCUGAGUUUGGGUUGAACUUUUGAACCUACCAAUCACAGCAGCCUGCCCUUGUCUGUGGGCGGGGCUGUGCUGGGGCGCGGGUAUAUAUAGGCCCCGCGCGCUGGCCCUGGGUACUGCUUCUGCUCUGGACUUUCCGCAGCUUGUCCGUGGGAGAUCCUCAGUGCCGCCCUCUCACCUCCAGCACCACUGACCCCUACAAGUCCCCAUCAUGCGAGAGUGCAUCUCCAUCCACAUUGGCCAGGCUGGUGUCCAGAUUGGCAAUGCCUGCUGGGAGCUCUACUGCCUGGAACAUGGCAUUCAGCCCGACGGCCAGAUGCCAAGUGACAAGACCACUGGGAGAGGAGAUCACUCCUUCAAUACCUUCUUCAGUGAGACUGGUGCUGGCAGAUAUGUGCCCAGGACAGUGUUUGUAGACCUGGAACCCACAGUCAUCGAUGAAGUGCGCACUGGUACCUACCGCCACCUCUUCCACCCUGAGCAGCUCAUCACAGGCAAGGAAGAUGCUGCCAAUAACUAUGCCCGUGGGCACUACACCAUUGGCAGGGAGAUCAUUGACCCGGUCUUAGAACGAAUUCGGAAACUGGCUGACCAGUGCUCAGGGCUCCAGGGCUUCUUGGUUUUCCGCAGCUUUGGCGGGGGAACUGGCUCUGGCUUCACCUCCCUGCUGAUGGAACAGCUCUCCGUUGACUAUGGCAAGAAGGCCAAGCUGGAGUUCUCCAUCUACCCAGCUCCUCAGGUGUCCACAGCUGUGGUCGAGCCCUACAACUCCAUCCUCACCACCCACGCCACCCUGGAGCACUCAGACUGUGCCUUCUUGGUGGACAACGAGGCCAUUUAUGACAUCUGUCGGAGAAACCUCGACAUUCCGCGCCCGACCUUCACUAACCUGAACCGCCUUAUGAGCCAGACUGUGUCGUCCAUCACCGCUUCCCUCAGAUUUGAUGGAGCCCUGAAUGUUGACCUGGCAGAAUUCCAGACCAACCUGGUGCCCUAUCCCCGCAUCCACUUCCCUCUGACCGCCUAUGCCCCCGUCAUCUCUGCCGAGAAGGCCUACUAUGAAUACUUCAGUGUAACAGAGAUCACCAAUGCCUGCUUCGAGCCAGCCAACCAGAUGGUGAAAUGUGACCCUCGGCAUGGUAAAUACAUGGCUUCCUGCCUGUUGUACCGAGGUGACGUGGUCCCCAAGGAUGUCAACGCUGCCAUCGCCACCCUCAAGACCAAUCACAGCAUCCAGUUUGUGGACUGGUGUCCCACUGGCUUCAAGGUUGGCAUUAAUUACCAGCCUCCCACCAUGGUGCCCGGUGGAGACCUGGCCAAGGUGCAGCGGGCUGCGUGCACGCUGAGCAACACCACAGCCAUUGCUGAGGCCUGGGCUCGUCUGGACUACAAGUUUGAUCUGAUGUUUGCCAAGCGUGCCUUUGUUCACUGGUAUGUGGGAGAGGGAAUGGAGGAAGGGGAGUUUUCUGAGGCCCGGGAGGACAUGGCUGCCCUGGAGAAGGAUUAUGAAGAGAUUGGAGCAGACAGUGCUGAGGGAGAGGAUGAGGGUGAAGAGUAUUAAUCUGUCUGCUGCAAUUUAACGCUCCAUUGUCUCGUCUUGUACAUUUUUUUCUGUUCUGUGGAAUUGUUUUAGUCCUGAACUGUCAAUAAAAAUGUUUGCAUUUAAAAUGUCAA
This is a messenger RNA of Heterocephalus glaber (naked mole-rat), 6196 nucleotides long. The record is from RefSeq and is a predicted model, not a curated record. NCBI's taxonomy places the organism in Eukaryota, Metazoa, Chordata, Mammalia, Rodentia, Bathyergidae.